AUGACCGAUAGUAUAAUGGAGGUGCGGCGCUCGACCCGACGACUCGAUAAGCGCGCUCCGCCUUCUCUGCGCAUUCUCGCUCGGCUGUUCUCCGCGCUAGAAUUUGGACUCGGUGCCUUGACGCUCUAUCAACACACGCCUGACUUCGCCGCUGUUAAGCGCGCCGUGGAGAGCUCGUGUCAGCUCAGCUUCACACCUACACAUCUUCAGCAGAUUCUGUACUUGUUGCCUGGUGCCUACACACUCGAAUGGAAGAAGAACACGCGAACUGCUCGACGCCAAGCGCAGGAGGAGGGUGGCGACUAUCUUCAAGCGCAGCGUCAGCGACUCCAGCAGCAGCCGCCAGUACUCACACUUCGCAACAAGCAGCUUCCCCCUCCCAAUGAGACCUGCGAGAGCCUCGAGGCUCGUAUAACCCUGUUCUUUAGCAAGGUCAACGCCUACGUGGACGGUCAUGUACAAGUCAUUAAAAAUGAGUUCCCAGACAUUACAGACGACGAGCUAAAAGACGCUCUGAAACUCGUGGAGAUCGAGAAGGCACCACUGCCAAAGAUUCCGUCGGAUAUAGAAAAGCUGGAGCAGGCGCUUGCAAAGCCUGUGCCAGAGGAUUUAAAGUCUUUACCUGAGUGGCUAAUCAACAAGGUCCGGCAGCAGGAAGUAAGCCGCAAGGACGUGGCAGAGAAUAGUGCGAAGGCCUUAAAGAAGCGGAUGCUGGCCACGCUGCCGCAGCUCAGUGACCAGUUGCAGUCGCUUGUGAUUGUCACUAAGAAGUCCAUUUUCCCCAAGGCGGAAGUGGUGCGCAGACUCGCGGUGCGAGCUCCGAUCAAGGGCAAGAUCGAGGAGCAGCUGUACCUGCUCGAGUCACUGGUGCCGGAAUGGCUCACGGUGGUUCUCGACAGUGGUAAAGAGUACAUCAAGAUUUCAACCAGCUGCAAAUACAACACAGUCAAGGCCUCAUUACGUCGCGCCAUAUCUGUCGAAGCUUAA
Phytophthora infestans T30-4 is the source of this 987-nucleotide messenger RNA. RefSeq lists its product as uncharacterized. Gene Ontology annotation, biological process: regulation of DNA-templated DNA replication initiation; mitotic cell cycle; DNA replication checkpoint signaling. The record is from RefSeq and is a predicted model, not a curated record. Lineage: Eukaryota; Oomycota; Peronosporomycetes; Peronosporales; Peronosporaceae. The transcript has 2 exons. Gene Ontology annotation, cellular component: nucleus. Bases 1 to 987 code for a protein of 328 amino acids. Gene Ontology annotation, molecular function: DNA polymerase binding; DNA binding.